Molecule: messenger RNA, 1184 nt
Organism: Lactuca sativa (garden lettuce)
Lineage: Eukaryota; Viridiplantae; Streptophyta; Magnoliopsida; Asterales; Asteraceae
Product: Late embryogenesis abundant (LEA) hydroxyproline-rich glycoprotein family
Biological process (GO): defense response to other organism
Cellular component (GO): plasma membrane
Source: RefSeq, a predicted model, not a curated record
GCUGACCUAACACCAACACUAACACUCACAUGGAUACCUUUACAUAUACGUGUUUUUAGGUUUGAAAAGCUUAAGGGACUUCCAACCCAAAUAUUCUUUCACAUUUUUCUUAACCAAUAUUUCUUUUCCUAAACACAACACACACACGAUAUGGGCGAUCACACGAUAAACAAAGUUUAUCCGGUGGCAGAUGCGAAGAGUGGGGUAACACCAGCUCAAGCAUCAUCAAGCCUCGGCCACCACCUAAGACCGCCAUUGGAGCCACCACAACCACCACAAACAAAAAACAUGCACGCACAUACACAAACAACGGGAGAUCAGAAAAUAAACAAAAUUCAUUCAAUGGCAGAUGGGAAUACCAAGAGUGCCAUAGCACCGCCUCUCAACCACCACCUAAGACCACCAUUGCCACCAACACCACCACCAACACACACAAAAAAACAAAAGAGAUCUUCAUGUUGCAAAUGCAUAUGUUGGACACUAUGCAUACUGAUCACUCUGUUGGUUAUUUUUGCAGCCAUUAUUGGCAUAUUGUACCUCGUAUUUAAACCAAAGAUACCCAACUACUCUGUCGACCGCUUGACAAUAUCCCAAUUAACUCUAAAUCUUGAUUUAUCCCUCUACGCAAGAUUUAACGUCCAGAUAAGCGCCACCAAUCCAAACAAGAAAAUCGGCAUUUUUUACCAAAAAGGGAGUCAUUUAAGCGUGUGGUACAAGAACACGAACCUAUGUCAAGGUUCGCUGCCCGUAUUCUACCAAGGUCACCAGAACAAAACCGUGCUAAAUGUGGCAUUAUCGGGUCAAAACCAAUAUGGGCGGACGUUAUUGGCGGCGUUACAAGAACAACAACAAACGGGUCAGAUUCCAUUAGACCUAAAAGUGGAUGUUCCGGUGAAGAUCCAACUUGGAAAACUGAAGUUGAUGAAGGUGAGAAUAUUGGGAAAAUGCAUGUUAGUAGUUGAUAAUCUGUCUGCAAAUAAUAAGAUUAGCAUCAAAGCAACUACUUGCAAGUUUAGGUUAAAGUUAUGAAAUUAACAAAUAAGAUUAUUCAUAUAUGUUUCUUUUGUUGUGUGAUUCAUGCCUUUUUGGCACCAUUUAUUUUUCUCUUUUUGGAUCUUUUUGUGAUUCAUAAUUUAUUUAAAAAAUUGAUUAAACCAUCAUUGUAUUUUCAUAUAUUUUUUUCA